GAUAAGUGUCUCAUCAAUAUUCAUGAUCAAUGCGUGCAGAUGCAUGACUUAUUACAAGAAAUGGGUAAAGAAAUUGUUCGACAAGAAUCGUCUAAAGAAGUUGGCAAACGUAGUAGACUGUGGUUUCAUGAAGAUGUUCGCCAUGUUUUAGAAGAAAAUACGGGAACAAACAAAAUUGAAGCGAUUUUGUUAGAUUUUCCUGAAGGUGAUGACAUGAUAUGCUUGCAUUCCAAGGCCUUUAUGAAGAUGAGCAAUCUUCGACUGUUUAUAAACCUGAAUGCACAAUUGGAUUGAAUUAUCUCUCUAAUGAAUUAAGAGUAUUUUAUUGGCCUCAAUAUCCUUCGUCAUUUUUGCCUUCUAAUUUUCGUGGAAAUAAUCUCAUUGAAUUUAAAAUGCGUGAUAGCCUCAUCAAGGAGUUAGGCGGCCUAAA
Carya illinoinensis is the source of this 430-nucleotide messenger RNA. Its product is annotated as disease resistance protein RPP2B-like. Lineage: Eukaryota; Viridiplantae; Streptophyta; Magnoliopsida; Fagales; Juglandaceae. The coding region runs from base 40 to 294 and encodes 84 amino acids. Gene Ontology annotation, biological process: defense response. The record is from RefSeq and is a predicted model, not a curated record. The transcript has 2 exons.